AUGGAUCCCAUGUCUCCCCACAACGUGACCAAAUUUGUUCUUCUGGGACUCACACAGAAUCCACAUUUGCAGAAAAUACUCUUCACUGUCUUUUUGUUCAUUUUGCUAUUCACAGUGCUGGCCAACCUGCUAAUUGUCAUCACCAUCUCCCUCAGCCCCACACUUUCUGCCCCUAUGUACUUCUUCCUUACUCACUUAUCCUUCCUAGAUGCCUCCUUGACCUCUGUCACCACGCCCAAAUUGAUAAUUGAUCUGCUGUACCAGAGGACAACCAUCUCCUGGGGUGCCUGCCUGACUCAGCUGUUUAUGGAACAUUUCCUGGCGGGAUCAGAGGUCACCAUCCUCAUUGUCAUGGCCUAUGACCGCUACGUGGCCAUCUGCAAGCCUCUGCGCUACACGACCAUCAUGCGACAGGGGCUCUGCCGGCUCCUGGUGGUGGUGGUCUGGACUGGGGGGAUCCUGCAUGCCACUGUGCAGAUUCUUUUCACCAUGGACUUGAUCUUCUGUGGUCCCAAUGUCAUUGACCACUUCAUGUGUGAUUUUUUCUCACUGUUGGAACUUGCGUGCAAUAGUACCUAUAGGCUUGGAAUUGUGGUGGCAGCUAACACAGGGGGGAUGUGCUUGCUUAUUUUUUCCAUGCUGCUCGUCUCCUACGCAGUCAUCCUGAGCUCCCUGAAAUCCCAUGGCUCUGAAGGACGACGUAAAGCCCUCUCUACAUGUGCUGCCCACUUCACAGUAGUGGUAAUGUCUUUUGUCCCUUGCAUAUUCACCUACACGCGUCCUGUGGCUGUGUACCCUACAGACAAGUGGGUGACUGUGUUCUUUGCAAUCCUCACUCCUAUGUUUAAUCCUAUCAUUUAUACAGUGAGAAACAUAGAGGUGAAAACUGCCAUAAGGAAUUUGUUGAAGAGAGGAGUAAUUUAG
Molecule: messenger RNA, 924 nt
Organism: Cervus elaphus (red deer)
Lineage: Eukaryota; Metazoa; Chordata; Mammalia; Artiodactyla; Cervidae
Product: olfactory receptor 140-like
Exons: 1
Coding region: 1-924 (307 amino acids)
Biological process (GO): G protein-coupled receptor signaling pathway
Cellular component (GO): membrane
Molecular function (GO): G protein-coupled receptor activity; olfactory receptor activity
Source: RefSeq, a predicted model, not a curated record